CACACAGCAAGCUCAGAUGUCAUGAGGCGCAUGCGGAGCCCGACUGAACUGAUAAUAAUGAUGACAUAGUGAAAAUAGGACCAGUAAAUAUCGUUAAGGAUUUUAAUACACAACAAGGAUGUCUCCUCGAAUUGAUGAUGUUAUGAAGCUGUGCUGUGAGUUAUCUGCCAAUCAGCAAAUUAAGACUGCAGUAAAGGGUUCGGGGAAGGGAGCAGCAGCAGCUGGGGCACUGGCCUUUGCUGGAGGAUUGGUUGGGGGUCCUCUUGGUAUAGCUGUAGGCGGGGCUGCCGGAGGUCUUCUAGGCUGCUGGCUGACCAGCGAUCAAUUCAAACCACUUCCACAGAUCAUAAUGGAGCUCAGCCCUCAGGAGAAGCAGAAGCUUUAUGAUAAUCUCAUGGAAAUCCUGGGAGACGUUCAGUGGACUGAUAUGGCUCAACUGAUUGCUCUAGUGAUGGGCAAUGCAACCCUGAAGCAGCAACUUACAGCUGCUCUUCUUGGAUACAUCACAAAGGAGCUCCAGGCAGAGGUGCACUAUGUCGAUUAGUUGACACCGAGGCCUGAGUGCUCAGGAGGAUGCUCUCUUUAAGAUGAGUGUCAACUGCUUUUUUGACACUUCCAAGACUCUCAAUCAAAGGCACAGUCGGUAAUUUUUUGAGGUUAAUAGUGUAAUUACAUCAUCCAACAAAUUGGAUGAUGUAAUUACUCAUAGAAUUAAUCCAUUAAAAAUACAGUAUAUUGCCAAAACUAUUCACUCAGCCAUCCAAAUCAAUGAAUUUGGGUGUUCUGAUCACUUCCAUCGCCACAGGUGUAUAAAACCAAACACAUAUUUGAUGAUGAUCAUUUCAGUCCAUAGUUUGAGUUUUGUAAGAGUCCAUCACCCAUUACACUGUUCAGAUUUUCUUUUUUUUUUUUAAACAGAAUCAACAUUUUAAGAAUGAAAGGAUGAGGAAAUACAGUAUAUAGGAACAGGCACUGGUUUAUGGAAGCUGCCAUGUUCCCCCACCAUAUUUACAUAAAGGAGCCAAGAAGGACAUCUCCCUUUUGAUUAAUCGCGCUUUAUGUGUAUCAGCUGAUUUGACAUGUGACUCUCCCAUCUCUGGACAGCUUAUGAGCCGGCUAAACAACAACAACAACAGCUGGUUAACAUUAUGCCAGCUAAUGUUAGGCUCAGAUAUCCUAAAAAUCACACUUUCCCUCUGAUAAACAGUUUAAUUACAUUCUCACAUUAUAUGAGUUUAUUUGUUAAGCCUCAAAGUCCAAGAAAGUCGCAUCCCCUUCAAAGACAGUUUCACUAAUGCCAGCGAGCAGCAGUGCUUACAACAGAAAAGUUCAGCAAAUCCUCAACAACUCACCUCAGUAUCGCUGUCAUCAGUCAGAAGUGAGCUUCACUGACCCAUCGACCCGUACUGGACUCCUUUCAAAGUUUUACAGCCACUUCCAGAGUAAAUAAAAGUGGACGCAUCUCACAUGUGAGGUAAACAGUGGACUGACAGCCUUCCACAAAUAGGGGAAAAUCUCCGGGGCAGAUCUGGUCCAAAUAGUAGUAGGAAAAAACGCUAGUCGGCUGCAGCUGUUAUAAGGGAGAGUCUAAAUUUAAAUGUAUAAUCAUAUAUAGUAAAAAUGUGAAGACUCCACAACAAGGCUGGAAAGGAAAUAAACUGGUUAACAGAGGUACAUGUGUAAAAUGUGUUGAUGAAAAGAGCUGUGUAACUGGGUAAUUUAUUUAGGUAAGUGCACUUACUGCCUAUUGAUUGUAUUUAUUUAUUCUGUUCUAAAUGGUCAUCAAGUCUGGCUUUAAGUUACAGUUUAGUGAAUUUAAGGGUUAACUGAGUUGUGCGGCUACUCUGUUUUUAUACUCUGUCUUAUUUACAUAAAGAUUAUGAACUGAUUGAGCCAAAUUGCUGUUAUGUAAUAAUUAGAUUUCAUAUGCUUUUAUGAAGUACCAGCCUUUUUACAUUUUAGCAUAGAUUUGCCACCAGCUGUAUACAGCAUAUUGGAAACUUUGAAUAAAAAAUAAAACCAGUGCAGACUUCUCA
This is a messenger RNA of Archocentrus centrarchus (flier cichlid), 2036 nucleotides long. RefSeq names its product protein C19orf12 homolog. The coding region runs from base 119 to 544 and encodes 141 amino acids. The record is from RefSeq and is a predicted model, not a curated record. Lineage: Eukaryota; Metazoa; Chordata; Actinopteri; Cichliformes; Cichlidae. The transcript has 3 exons.